Eruca vesicaria subsp. sativa (arugula) is the source of this 1278-nucleotide messenger RNA. The record is from the annotation of a GenBank genome assembly. NCBI's taxonomy places the organism in Eukaryota, Viridiplantae, Streptophyta, Magnoliopsida, Brassicales, Brassicaceae.
AUGGUGGAUUUGUACACACAUCUGCCUACGUCUUUUAUAUCAUCUGAUCAUGUCAAGAAAAUGGUCCAAGGCUGCGAUGCUCUUCAUCGUGUCAAACAAUUUCUGGAGGAGAAUUUUUCUAAAGAUGAAUUUAGCUCCAUGUUUGAUAGCUUCAACAAAAUCAAUAGUCUUGAUUUCUUUCAUACUCUACGGUUACUUCCCAGCCGUUUUGGGGUUCCAGCCACGUUGGAAGAUGAGGAAAUAAGGAAAUUUUGCUUGACGAAUGCACACAUCAUCUUCUGUACUGCCUCGGGUGCUGCAGAAAUGACCGCGGAAAGGACAGGACCCGUAGAACUGCUUGUAGUUGAUGAGGCAGCUCAGCUGAAGGAGUGUGAAUCAGCUGCGGCUUUGCAACUUCAGGGCCUGCACCAUGCUGUUUUAAUAGGUGAUGAGCUUCAACUACCAGCAAUGGUGCAAAGCCAGGUAUGUGAGGAAGCCAAAUUUGGGAGAAGCUUGUUUGAGAGAUUGGUUUUGCUUGGCCAUAACAAACAUUUGCUUGAUGUUCAAUACCGUAUGCAUCCCUCAAUAAGUCUUUUCCCCAACAUAGAGUUUUAUGAUGGGAAGAUCUCUGAUGCUCCGAUUGUUAAAGAAAGCAACUACCAAAAGAGGUUUCUUGAAGGAAACAUGUUUGGUUCUUUCUCGUUUAUCAACGUGGGACUUGGGAAAGAGGAGUUUGGUGAUGGACAUAGUCCCAAAAACAUCGUUGAAGUUGCUGUGGUUUCUGAACUCAUUUCCCAACUUUAUAAAGUGUCAUGUGAGACAAAGACAAAGAUGAGCGUUGGGGUUAUUUCACCUUAUAAAGGUCAAAUAAGAGCAAUCCAAGAGAGGACCGGAGACGAGUACACUUCUUUACUUGGUGAUGAGCUUUUCACUUUGAAUGUUCGGUCGGUUGAUGGGUUCCAAGGAGGAGAAGAAGAUGUCAUUAUCAUAUCCACAGUCAGAAGUAACGGCACGGGAAAAGUAGGGUUUCUCAGUAACCGUCAGAGAGCCAACGUGGCACUCACUCGUGCAAGGCAUUGUUUAUGGGUGAUUGGGAACGAGACAACUCUGGGGUUGAGUGAUUCGAUUUGGACAAAGCUGAUAAGGGACUCGAAGAGGCGUGGAUUUUUCUAUGAUGCUGUUAAUGACAAGAACCUAAGAGAAGUCAUGAAUGAUGCUCUGCUUGAGGUCGACAUGUCUGAUGUGUUUUCGAGUUUUCAAUCUCUUUCUAUUAGGAAAGGUAGAAGAAAUGCAUGGUAG